AAGUCAAGUGAUACCGCCGCAAACCCUCAGGGAAGGGGGUCAACUAUUAAUAAUGGUCAGUCAACAAUCUGUCCUUCCUCUUCAGUAACAGAACCCAGGAAACGAUCCAUAAUGCACCAUCUUGUGCGUUCAUGUCAGAAUCGAAUAUGACAAGAGGAGUGUUGCAUCAAGAGGAUUUAUCAUGCUGCUACUUUUCAAGAGGAUAAGAUUGUCUUUAAUUCUCUCGGUGUCGAAUGUCAGAGAGGCCAUUGUAUCUCCACAUGACCUGGAUGCACGCUUCCCGUCAAGGAGCAAAGGUGAGGCUAUAUUUUGUCUCCAGGAAGAUGACAGCCCCUCAAGGCAGUUGGUGCGUUAACUGAUAGGUCCUGAAGGUAUAUCCACGGCUUUUUACCAGUGUCAACACCGACUUGAGGUUAUCUCCUUGUCGCAGAUAAUAGACUUAACCUCCGGUAAACAUCAUCUCGUCGGAGUGCCGAGCGCACCAGAUCUUCUCUCUUCGUCGGAUUAAGUUCCGAAAAAGAAAAGGGCGGCUCUCUUCUCGCCAUUUAGCGAACAAUCAGAUAUCGAUCUUGCAAAGAAAGGCCCGCUGCAAAAGGUGUGAAGUGCAAUUUUCCCGGGGUCCCCACCGAUCGAAGAAAGUUGACAACAGCUGCGGCCGACGUGAUCAAGAUAGAUUUGAUCAUUGACAGGAGAAGCCGGAAGAACUCUUGGGAAUCCGUGAAUCCAGGAACAUCACCACGUCAGCUUUGAGAAGAGAGCGAGCGGAGUAACAUUGCACAAUGAGGCAGGGGAGUUUUCGCGUCGUGCUGCUUGUCAUAGCUGCCUGUUUGGUCUUUUCUGCUGCAGCAUCAGCCAAAAAGGAUGCGCGGCGCGGGCGACGAGGCUUCAAGGGAAGUGACAGGGAUAAGAACUCCAUCGUCUGGUCCCGGUGGAGCGAUUGGUCAGAGUGUUCGCGGACGUGCGGCGGUGGUGCCAAGUACAGGACAAGACACUGCAUGAGCAGAAAACCAGCAAAUGACAGGGCAGGUCUCCAGGUGUGCGAGGAGGAGAGCAAACAGUAUCGCUCCUGUAACACCAAGCCCUGCCCACCUGGUUCGCAAGACUACAGAGCCAUGCAGUGUGCCAUCUACAACGAGAAACCGCUGGUGGAGUGGGUACCAGUCGAAGAAGAUAAUAGAAACGAGUGCGAUCUGGUGUGCAAGACAACUAACGGAGCGUACGAAUUGAACUUCCGCCACGUCGUGGAUGGCACCCGAUGCCGCCGACAUUCAAUGGACAUGUGCAUCAACGGCAAGUGCCAGACUGUCGGUUGUGACGGAGUUUUAAACUCGACAUCGGGCUACGAUGUGUGCGGGGUCUGCGGCGGCGGAAACCAGACCUGUGGUCAGGUGCACAAGACCUACUCGGAAGAAUAUCCAUCAACCGGAUUCUACACAUACAAUCGCAUCAUCAUGAUCCCAGCCGGAGCGACCAACAUCAAAAUCAAAGACAAGAGCACUUUGAACUUCGUUGCUCUGAAAGACGAAACCGGUCAGUUCCUGCUGAAUGGGGACUGGACGAUCGACUGGCCGGGGGAGUACAAAGGCGUGGGUACCAAAAUCGUGUACCAGCGGCAUCGCAAUGGAUCGGAGGAAGUCAGGCUCACGGGACCAACGGAUAAAAUCCUGGAAGUCAUGAUCAUCUUCCGGGAGCGGAAUCCAGGAGUAGAGUACGAAUACUGGAUGCCUCCCAGGAAGGCCGCUGGACCACCCGAAGUUCAGGAUCAGUUACUGUCAGAUGAUAUCAUAGCUGAUGGAGAAGCCCAACCCUCGGAGCUGAGCGAGUCGGAGACCAAACCCGAAUCCAGUUCCUCCUCAAACGUCACCCAGGCUGACGAGGAGGAGGAGGGAGAGGAGACUGAAGCAGAGGUGGAGGCGGGACGCGGAUCCAGGAGGAGAGGAAAGAAGGACAAGGGAAAGAAGAAAGGCAAGGGAAGAGGAAAAGAGACCACGAAAAAAUGCCCCAAGUGUAGGAAGGUGCGCGGUUCACGGACUAGCCACUUCUGUGAGAAUGAUUUCGUUCUCCACGUGGAAAUUCUCAGCAAGGCCAUCGAGAACGGACAGACCCGCUUCGACACCACCAUCCUGCAGACGUACAAGAACACGGUGCACCUGGGGCGCCGCGAGUACAUCUGGGUGCCCAACGUCUGCAAGUGUCCCCGGCUGAAGACGGGCGGCCAGUACCUGGUGACGGGCAACCGGAGGUUCGACACGGAGACCGGCGAGACGCGGCUGGUGGUUGACCGGGACAACCUGGUGUCGGCCUGGAAGGAUGGCUACCACAAGAAAUGGGAUAAGAUCCAGGCGAGGGAGUCGCUGGUCUGCUCCCAAGGGGAAGAGGAGGAAACAGAGGGGCCAACGGGAAGAUUUUAGGGGGUGUUCGUAACGGCCGACGUGCAACGGUUCCAAUUCAAGAUGAAAUGACUGGAUGGGUUUAACUUAAGAAGACAUGAGAGGGCAUCUUUUACUGACCAGUUACCGCUCAAGGGGUACAAUAGUGACUUUCUCCGCGCUUCUCAGAGUUCACAAGUGACAUUCAUAAAUGUGAAGGAAAAACCAAACACAACAAACAUCAAAACAAGACUCGACAUUUACACUGAAACACAACGGUGAGAUGUCUUUACUCAUUUCAUUGAAGAAUGACACUAUCGACACUCAAGUCGCGCCAUUUUUCAAUCUCGCAAACCGUUUCACUUCCAAAGCUGCCUCUGUCGAUCGGUCUCCACGCGUAGCUAAUAAAUCAAGUUUUUGACAUAUUUAUUUCAAAAUUACAGAACCAAUACACAACGCAACUUAUUUAUAUUCUGUACAGUAUUAGGCGCGUAAGACUUUCACGCGUCGGUAUUUUGAAUGAGACAUGGAGAUAUUUUUGUACGAGAUAUAACAAACUGUUGCUUGCUAUAGUGAGAUGAAUUAUCUGACGCAUGGCUUUGCUUAACUUGUACAGGUAUUUGAAUUGUAUUAACGGAAACUGGGGCCUUGUUGACAUUGUGCACUUGCCGAACAAACUGUGAGAUCAGUCGAUAUUUUUCAAAAUGGAAGGCAAAACAAGUUUUUAUGUAAUAUUGUUUGCGAUACUGUUGGAAAUAAUAAUGUAUGAUGGUGUACUCUGGUGAGGUUUUGCUAUUUUAAUACUAAAGUAUUUUUAUUCUGUAAACUAAAAGAAUGUGCUUUCGGGUUAGAAACAUUCUCUAUACCUUCAAGCUGUGUAAAUAGGCGUUUAAAUACUCACUUGAGCUUUGACUAUAAUACCUUGUUUUGUUUUUAUUCUAUACACGCUAUAAUGGCGGGCUCAAUAGCCGAUGUGUACAUAACAUUGCAUGUAAAAAUGUUCAGCGUUGAAAACGGUUUGUUUAUAGUAAGCAAGGAUUAGAUUAGUUUGCUUUGCUGGAAAAUUCUGAUAUUUAACCAUUGUCGAUAUUAUUUAAGAGGUGGUGAAAGCAUAGCCAAAUGGAAUCCACGGAGUAUUCACAAUGUGAUUAGAACUUGUUUCACGUUGAGUUUAAUUGAGGUAAGCAUAAUAUUCUGAAUAGUCUAUAAUAUUCUGAAUAGUCUAUAAUUAUCAUUUCGUUAUUAAAGCAAUAACUAGUCUUCUUUCAUGUCACAUAGAUUUAAUAUGUCAACUAAUACUUGUAUCGAUUUACUGUGAAGGAUGCAUUGGGAAUACAAGACUUAGUUAACGGCUAAAGGGAGGCUACAAAUUUUAUCUUCAGUUGGUCAUUGCAUAACAUUUGUAAGGCUUCCGAGGGGUCACGCCUCAACAGGAUAAAUGGAACAGAUAUGCACGGGGCCUGCGCUAAAUUACAAGGGUAAAAAUUGACUUCCCUUGUUGGUUGGAGGCACUGCGUUUUGGUACAAAAAUUGUAAGACAUCGAUUUCCUAUAUUGAUUCCGAUUCUUCUUUCUAUCAACUUGAAAUGCUUUGUUCAUUAUCUCACAAUUGUUUAAUCUUCAUUCUACAUCAUUUGCGUUUGUAAUCGAAGGGCGAUCUCACAUAAAAACUGGUUUUGAAUGGACGUUUGUAGACGAUGGUGUAUAAAGUCCGUUUUCUGACUAUAGUACAAGUCAUGUGAAGCGUUUUAUCCUUUCAUAAGGAACGCCCAUUUUGUUUCAUAUAAUCACUACCAGCUGUACAGUUGAACAGACUACAGUGCUUAUACCUCAUUAAAGGUCUUAGUAAAAAAAGAAGACCAA
Molecule: messenger RNA, 4231 nt
Organism: Patiria miniata (bat star)
Lineage: Eukaryota; Metazoa; Echinodermata; Asteroidea; Valvatida; Asterinidae
Gene: adamtsl5
Product: ADAMTS-like protein 5
Exons: 13
Coding region: 780-2411 (543 amino acids)
Biological process (GO): extracellular matrix organization
Cellular component (GO): extracellular matrix
Molecular function (GO): metalloendopeptidase activity; protein binding
Source: RefSeq, a predicted model, not a curated record